Messenger RNA from Rhea pennata, 1134 nucleotides. It is a transcript of the gene EIF3G, whose product is annotated as eukaryotic translation initiation factor 3 subunit G. The transcript is spliced from 11 exons. The coding region runs from base 79 to 1053 and encodes 324 amino acids. Gene Ontology annotation, molecular function: translation initiation factor activity; RNA binding. The record is from RefSeq and is a predicted model, not a curated record. NCBI's taxonomy places the organism in Eukaryota, Metazoa, Chordata, Aves, Rheiformes, Rheidae. Gene Ontology annotation, cellular component: eukaryotic translation initiation factor 3 complex; cytoplasm.
CCGCGCUUCCGGCAGCGGCGGCGCCGGAAGUGCCGGCGCGUCCUUCCGGUCGGUGCGCGUGAGGGCGGCGAGAGCGCGAUGCCGACGGGCGACUACGACUCCAAGCCCAGCUGGGCCGACCAGGUGGAAGAGGAGGGCGGAGACGACGACAAAUGCAUCACCAGCGAGCUGCUGAAGGACAUCCCGCUGAGCGGGGUGCUGGGCGGCAGCCUGAGCGCGGAGGCCGAGCUGCUGAAAGGAGGUCCGCUGCCCUCCCCGAAGGAGCUCAUCAACGGCAACAUCAAGACCAUCACGGAGUACCGAGAGGAGGAGGAUGGGCGCAAGGUGAAGAUCAUCCGCACCUUCCGGAUUGAAACCAGGAAGGCCUCCAAGGCGGUGGCCCGCAGGAAGAACUGGAAGAAGUUUGGCAACUCCGAGUUCGAUGCCCCCGGUCCUAACGUGGCCACCACCACGGUGAGCGACGAUGUCUUCAUGACCUUCAUCACCAGCAAGGAGGAUCUGAACUGCCAGGAGGAGGAGGAUCCCAUGAACAAGCUGAAGGGGCAGAAGAUCGUGUCGUGCCGUAUCUGCAAGGGCGACCACUGGACCACGCGCUGCCCCUACAAGGACACCCUGGGGCCGAUGCAGAAGGAGCUGGCCGAGCAGCUGGGGCUCUCCACAGGCGAGAAGGAGAAGCUCCCGGGAGAGCCGGAGCCGGUGCAGGCCCAGCAGAGCAAGACGGGCAAGUACGUCCCGCCCAGCCUGCGGGACGGAGCCUGCCGCCGCGGGGAGUCCAUGCAGCCCAACCGCAGGGCUGAUGACAAUGCCACCAUCCGUGUCACCAACCUGUCUGAGGACACGCGUGAGACCGACCUGCAGGAGCUGUUCCGCCCCUUCGGCUCCAUUUCUAGGAUCUACUUAGCCAAGGACAAGACCACCGGGCAGUCCAAGGGUUUUGCCUUCAUCAGCUUCCACCGCCGGGAGGAUGCGGCCCGCGCUAUUGCCGGGGUGUCUGGAUUUGGCUACGAUCACCUGAUCCUCAACGUGGAAUGGGCCAAGCCUUCCACCAACUGAACCCGCUGUGCUGUCACUGCUGGCUGCCGUCUAGAGCGAUCGGUGUCCCUAAAUAAAGGCGUGUGGUCUAGUAUGCACAAA